Pseudophryne corroboree (corroboree frog) is the source of this 471-nucleotide messenger RNA. RefSeq names its product zinc finger protein 587B-like. The annotation marks the transcript as partial. The record is from RefSeq and is a predicted model, not a curated record. Gene Ontology annotation, biological process: regulation of DNA-templated transcription. NCBI's taxonomy places the organism in Eukaryota, Metazoa, Chordata, Amphibia, Anura, Myobatrachidae. The transcript is spliced from 4 exons.
AACUGCGCAUGCGCGGGUCACUUCUGCUUCUGCUAAUGGUAUUGGACACUGCGCAUGCGCGAUAGGUGUAGACGCAUGCGCAGUGCGGCUCCUGCUCUGCCGGGGAGAAGCGGAGACCGGAGACCGGUGGUGCUAUCUGCAGCCCUGGCUUUGUCUUGCCUGUUCCACCUUGACCCUAAAAAGUCAGAGAAGAGGCUGUGGAGUCAGGCACCAAUCAGGCGACUGAAGAUGAAUGCAUCUCAGCGGGCCGUGGUGUCCUUCACAGACGUGGCCGCAUCAUUCACAGAGGAGGAGUGGGAUGUGCUGGAGGAGUGGCAGCGCAGUCUGUACGGGAAUGUGAUGCGGGAGAUACACAACGUUCUGCUAGACCUAGAACCCAUGCCAGCUCUGCUGGUUGUGCCAGUCGUGAGAGUGACUCUGGAGAGGCCGGGGGUUGUGGGAGUAACUCCGGAGAGGCCGGGGGUUGUGAGA